Molecule: messenger RNA, 1116 nt
Organism: Exaiptasia diaphana
Lineage: Eukaryota; Metazoa; Cnidaria; Anthozoa; Actiniaria; Aiptasiidae
Exons: 1
Coding region: 1-1116 (371 amino acids)
Biological process (GO): sensory perception of chemical stimulus; detection of chemical stimulus involved in sensory perception of taste
Cellular component (GO): membrane
Molecular function (GO): taste receptor activity
Source: RefSeq, a predicted model, not a curated record
AUGACGAUAAAAAACAUCUUCAAAUCUGGCCCCAUGAGCGACAGCGAUACCAGCGAAAACAUGGUCAGCGGCGACAACGAUCUGAGGGUAAUUCUGYACCCAUUACUGAAGUCAAUGAGAUAUUAUGGGUUGUUGUAUGACGAGAUGAAUGGAUUGGGUACGACAAGAUUAASAACCAUAUCCCCAACAAAAGGUGAUGAAGAACCGAGGUUUUCUGAGAAUCGUAAACAAUGUCAGGUUAAGUUUUGGCUCCUCUUUUGUAUCUCGACAACAAUGGCUUUAGCAAGUGCUUGUGGUUAUUGCUUCAGAGGUAUAAUAUUAGCAAAGAYACACCUUGAAAUACUCACUCGCAUUAUGAUAUUUGCCUGGGUUUUYCUCUGCGCAUGUCAACAAGUAAUAUGCCUGCUGACCAUAUCAAGGCGAACGCCGUCAAAUCCGCUGUCUAAAUUCGAUAGGCUCGUCAGAGAGUUCGCAAAAACACAAAAUUCCAAAAAAGGCACCAAGGUUGUUCGUACUGUCACCAUGYUUGGUUGGGGUGGAAUGUUUAUCAGCGUUGCCAUAGUGAUACUAGGAAUCUAUUAUCCCGAUGAUGCAAUCAAAACAAGCAGCAGAGACUUUUUCUUUGGACAUGAGAUACCAAACUCGAGUAAAACUAUUUUAGUUCAUCUCUACACACCACUGCAUCUUCUUCUAAGCGGCGCCUGGUGUUUCCCGACUUGUUUUUACAUCGUUCUUUGCGCUCUCGUAGCUGGAAAAUUUGAUGAUCUUUUCGAGCGAGCGUCGGAGGCGAUUUCUAAGAAGAGUUCCAAUAUGGCGGCACUUCGUCGGGAACAUGUGCAGCUUUGUCACGUGUUACGAGCGCUUGACGACUCCUUGUCUUGGCUUGCCCUGGUAGCUUUUGCCGUCUACAUCCCUCUAGUAUGUCUUGGGGUCAAUGUCUGUAUCAUGACCAUAUCACARGACUCGGUAAUCAACAUUGUUGCUUAUUUUACCUGGAUCUGCUUCAAUGCUGUGACACUGUUGAUGUUUGCUGUUUCUGGUGCACGUGUCAACACAUCGGUAAGGUUUAWUGAGAAACAGACCGUCUCCAGAAAAUCCGAACAUUCAAUGAUUUAA